Molecule: messenger RNA, 4960 nt
Organism: Sinocyclocheilus rhinocerous
Lineage: Eukaryota; Metazoa; Chordata; Actinopteri; Cypriniformes; Cyprinidae
Product: bromodomain and PHD finger-containing protein 3-like
Exons: 13
Coding region: 318-3947 (1209 amino acids)
Biological process (GO): regulation of transcription by RNA polymerase II
Molecular function (GO): protein binding
Source: RefSeq, a predicted model, not a curated record
AAGGGGCGUAUUUUUCUUGCCAAUUUAAUUACAAACCAACGUUCAAUGCACCUGAUACACUCUGCAAUAAUGUCAGGCGCCUAUUUGAAACACUCGGGCACCAUGUCAAGGUGUUAGUGUUGUGUAAACAGCCGGGAUGUGUUUAGAAACGUUUUUGUGGGAAGUCUUUUCAAUGGAGGGUUGAGGAAGCCCGUCUUGCUACAGAAGAGGACGCUGUCGCCCCUGGAUAUGACCGGCAUUCUCUGUCGUUUCGAGCGAUCGAUAAAAGAGUACUUAUGUCCAUUCAUAUUUUAACAUUUAUAUAGAGGACGACUCCAAUGAGGAAGUUAAGAAAACGAGUUGGCCAGUCCAGGGCUGGAGGCUUUGGGAGAGGAAUGGUCAGAGGAAAGGUUCAGGGUCAGGUUGGUCCAUCCAGCCACGCUGACACAGACGCUCUGCUCUGUCCACCUUCUCCAUGCAGACUGAACUUCUCUACGACCAGAGACACACUUACAUAUGCACAGGCUCAGAAAAUGGUGGAGAUUGAGCUGGAAGGACGGCUCCACCGGAUCAACAUCUGUGACCAGCUCUCCGUUGUAACAGAAGACGAGAUGCUGGCUCAGGAUCUGACGGAAUGCAACAGUAACAAAGAGAACAGCGAGCAGCGACAGGGAAACAAACAGACCGCAUCUAAAAGCAAGCGGAAAGAUGGCAAAAACGCAGCCAAAAAGAAAUCAAGCUCUCAGUAUAGCUUGCAAAACCAGGUGGCCCAUGACCAAACCCCCUUGCCUAAGCCUACGUUUCAUAAGGUGGACACUUUCACGGCUUCAGAGGCUCCUCCUCUUCCUGUGGCUUAUUACCGCUACAUGGAGAAGUCAGGGGAAGAGCUGGACAACGAAGCUGAGUAUGACAUGGAUGAGGAGGACAUGGCUUGGCUAGAGAUGGUCAAUCAAAAGCGUGUGUCCGAUGGACACGCUUCAGUCCCCCCUGAUACGUUCGAGUUACUGAUUGACCGACUUGAGCGCGAAUCCAUUUUGGAGUCCCGCAGCCAGACGCUGUCCCAGAGCACCAUCGACGAAGAUGCCUACUGUUGCGUUUGCCUCGACGACGAGUGUCUCAACAGCAACGUCAUCCUGUUCUGCGACAUCUGCAACCUUGCCGUGCACCAGGAAUGUUAUGGGGUGCCUUACAUCCCUGAGGGCCAGUGGCUGUGCAGGUGCUGUCUGCAGUCCCCGUCGCGUCCCAUCGAUUGCGUCCUCUGCCCCAAUCGGGGAGGUGCAUUCAAGCAAACCAGCGACGGAAGCUGGGCCCACGUCAUCUGUGCCAUAUGGAUCCCUGAAGUGUGCUUUGCCAACACUGUGUUCCUGGAGCCUGUGGAGGGAGUGAAGAACAUUCCUCCUGCGCGAUGGAAGCUCACCUGUUACCUGUGCAAACAGAAAGGCAGGGGGGCGUCUAUUCAGUGCCACAAAGCGAACUGCUACAGGGCGUUUCACGUCACUUGUGCCCAGAGAGCCGGGCUCUAUAUGAAAAUCGACCCCGUGCGGGAGACUGGCGCCAAUGGCACCACUUUUACUGUGAAGAAGACUGCUUAUUGCGAGAACCACUCGCCUCCUGGCACGGGGACCGAGGGGGAUGAAGACAACGGGUUGGUCGGGGGCAGGGGUAACAGAGGUCAGAGGUCAUACACAUUAGGGCCUCCGCUGCAGCAAAACCAGAAUGGGCGGAAAAAAGGUUCAGCCGCACAACAGAGGAAAACGCAGAAGAAUCCGACAGGGACCUCGCGGAAGAAGGGAGUGCCGCUCCUGCUGGUGCCGCAGAUACCGUCCUUUCGGCUCAACAAGAUUUGCACAGGGGUUUCUGUUGAAAGGAAGAAUCAGUUUAUGCAGAGGCUCCACAAUUACUGGCUGCUAAAGCGUCACUCUCGUAAUGGAGUGCCGCUCAUCCGCCGGCUCCAUUCUCAUCAACAGGCUCAGAAGUCAGAGCAGAGAGAGCCAGAUGCAAAGUUGCAGGCUGUCAGAGAAGAGCUAAAGUACUGGCAGAAGCUUCGUCAGGACCUGGAAAAAGCUCGACUUCUUAUUGAGCUCAUAAGAAAGAGGGAGAGACUUAAAAGAGAACAGAUGAAACUUCAGCAGGCUGUGCUGGAGCUGCAGCUCACCCCAGCACUGGUGUUUCUGCGCUCUACACUGGAGCAGCUGCAGGAGAAAGACACUGAUCAUAUUUUCACCUCACCGGUCAGUUUGAAGGAGGUUCCAGACUAUCUGGAGUUUGUUUCUGAGCCGAUGGACUUCUCUACAAUGCACGACAAGCUGGAGGCCCAUAAAUACUCAUCGGUGGCUGACUUGGAAAGUGAUUUCAAUCUCAUGAUAUCCAACUGUCUGAGAUACAACUCCAAUGACACAGUGUUCCACAAAGCUGCCAUGCAACUUCGGGAGGUGGGCGGAGCUGUUCUGAGACAUGCCCAACUUCAGGCUCUCAGCAUAGGCCUUGAUCCCAGCACAGGCAUGCACCUGCCAGAAAAGGCCAGCACACACAACGCCACAGUCUCCUGGUGGGAUGAAGUUGACUUGCUCUUGGACCCUGAAAAUCGUGUGCACAUGUGUCCUGAGGAGCAGCUGAAAACCCUGCUGGACAAACUGGAUCUGGUGGCAUCUAUGCGCACCAGCGGAGGUCGCACAAAACGCAUGCGCCUGCUGCGCAGAGAAAUUAACAGCCUCCGUCACAAAAUCAGCCACCAGGACCGCAACUCACGACUGCUGAAUGGGAAAAUUAAAGGGGAAAAGAUGGAUUACAUAACCUCCAACACAGACCUAAAGAAAUCAACAUCGCAAAAAGUGCAGGAACCCACUUGUCCGGCCUCUUCACCUUUACCUGGAGAUGCUCCACCAAACCCGCCUAUGUUCUGCCUUGAGACGGGAUGGACCACCACUCCAGCAGAGUCCAAUAAACCUGGCAGCAGAAAACGGAGGGCAAAAGGAAAAGAAAGAGGCCUGAAAGAAAAUCAUGAUCAGACUUUAGAAGACGACGAGAACUUCCACACAAUAGAGCAGGACCCCAGCACUCAGGAGGAUGCAGUGAUCAGGGUUUCCUCCACAGAGAGCCCAUCAGAUUCGCCCAAGAUGGGUGUGGGUCGUCGGACGUCCAUUCUCUUUAAGAAAGCUAAAAAUGGAACCAGACUAACAAAGGACAAGCCUGUUUUAUUGCAGAAUGGAGUCAGCAAAGCUGAAAAAGAUGUAUCACCGGAGCAGACCACACCAGCCAAAUUAUUGUCAGCACCACCAGCCCCGAAAUCGCCCCCUCCGUCCCCUCAUCAGCUGAGGUCCAGAGGACUGAGUACAUGCUCGGAAGGAGAAAAGGCCCACUCUUCACCUGAAGAAAACGGCAUCACAAAUGGACUCAAGAGACACAGCGGCAACUCAUUAGAUUCAGAAAGCUGCACUCCCACCUUCCCAGUGCACAGUUCCUCACCUCCAAAACAAAGUCGUGGUAAACCAGCUCUCAGCAAAGUUCCUGUUGGUGAGGAGGACAAUGGAGUUUCUAAUGCAAGCAAAGAAACUUCUCAGAAUGAUGAGAUGGAACCUCUUACCUUGGUUUGGGCAAAAUGUCGUGGAUACCCCUCAUACCCUGCAAUGAUUGUCAAUCCUAAUAUGCCCCGGGAAGGAAUUCUUCACAACGGCAUUCCCAUCCCAGUGCCUCCAGCAGAUGUUUUGGAUCUGGGUAAACGAAGACAGGAGGAGACCGAGGAGAAGCUCUUUCUUGUGCUGUUUUUUGAUACAAAACGAACCUGGCAGUGGCUGCCGUUGGACAAGCUCCAUCCCAUGGGCAUUGACGACACUGUAGACAGGCUGCGUCUGAUGGAGGGCAAGAAACCGAAUGUGCGGAAGUCAGUACACAUGGCAUAUGACAGGGCGAUGACACACCUGAGCCACGUGAAGGAAAACUCAACCUUUAACCCCUCAAAUUUUAUAUAAAAGACUUCUAUUAAAUGUUUGUCUAAACUGACUGUAGGAUACCAAUGAAGGUACGUUCAUAACAUUCAGAUGUUUAUUGGUUUUUAUACCCGUGACAGGCAGAUUCAUUAGCUCUUUUUUUAAUUUAAUGUUUUCCUACCCUCCAUAACUCAAGGCACAUCAUAAAUCAAACCUGGUUAACUUUUAACGUUCUCAUUGAACCAAGAGCUUAAGAAUGUGUUAAAUUCACUUAUUGUAAUUGCACUUAUUUCUGUAUGUUGAAAUGUUUUGUCCAUUUUUGGCCGUUUUCUUGAAUGUGAGGUGAUAGUAUCACUUAUGUUGCCAAUGCAGUGCAGUGUUUGGGCAGUACAAUUCAGGAACUUUGUGCUAGAAUGCAUUUUGUAACUGUUUACUUGGAUACCUGGAUACCUGGACUUAGGAUGUGCACAAAAAAGUUCUCUUGCCUUUAGAGCUGCUGGUUAAUCAUUCUAGCGUGGUCAUAUAUGCUUUUCGUCUUUAUCAGAUUCCAACUUCUGAGCGUCUGGUGUUUUACUACCAUGGCGGUUUUAACCUACUGUGAGGUGCCACUAAAUUAAAAUAUUUCUUUGGCACUGCUUACACGAGCAUCUAUUUUGUCUCUUUUUUAAGUUAACAUGUGCCCUUUAUUUUAAAGAAAGGCUGUGUUUGUUAAAAAGCUUGUAAUUGUGGGUGGCGAUCACUGUGUAAAUAUAAAUGCAUGGAUGUAGAAAAUAUGCACAGAUGUGUUUUUAAAAUCUGAAAUGUAAAUUAACGACAAACUUUGUACAUGUCAUUUUAAUUUAUUUGGAGUGGUUAUGGAAAAGUUAUUUAAUAGCUAUUGAGAAGGUUUAAUUUAACAGCUCUGUAGAGCUUUAUAUUGUUCAGAAGGCAUUACUGCUUUAAUGCAAUUGUUCCUUAGUGGUCUACAGUGAGAGAACAUUAUAGAGUAAAAUACUAUGUAGUCUCUUAGCUCAUGUACGCAGAGUAAAAGAGAAAUGUGUUUUUUAAAGCCUGUG